Molecule: messenger RNA, 9758 nt
Organism: Zalophus californianus (California sea lion)
Lineage: Eukaryota; Metazoa; Chordata; Mammalia; Carnivora; Otariidae
Gene: FZD1
Product: frizzled class receptor 1
Exons: 1
Coding region: 2689-4635 (648 amino acids)
Biological process (GO): non-canonical Wnt signaling pathway; canonical Wnt signaling pathway
Cellular component (GO): plasma membrane
Molecular function (GO): Wnt receptor activity; Wnt-protein binding
Source: RefSeq, a predicted model, not a curated record
GGUAGGCCAGGAUGCUGGAAGGUAAAAUGAACAAUUAUGGACUAUGAGUGCUCAAAGGAUCUCAGAGAGCACCUUCUUUUCAAUAACAAAAUUUUUCAUGAAUUAUUGUCAAUACACACACACUCACAUAUGAUACCUGUUGUACAUUUAGUACCUGUUGCAUUUUCUUUUUAAAAAAUAUUAGGAACCCAGAAGUGCUUUAAAACAAAUAUAUAUUUUGUGAAUUUACUACAUCCAUGACUGUUUGAAAAACAAUAAUAUAUGUAUCUGAGACAAACAGAUGUCAUUUUGGUUUAAUGGGUGAAGAUACGACUACACAUUCUUGAGAGACACCAACAUGCUUGGUGAUGAAAUUCACAGUGCCCUGUUAGUAUGUGGUACAAGUACCACCCAUCUCAAGUGGUGACCUUGAUGUCUAGACUAAUGUUCAAGCUUCCCAAGUGACAGCGUGCCCCAGGUUCCAUCUUUCACAGCCAUUCUGAGACCCCCACCCCCCACCCUGCGUAUGUGGGAGAAAGUGACCCUUCAAAAGCUCCCUAUUGUCUGUAUACUGUUUAGCCCAAACUUUUUAGUAUGGACUAAAACUUUCUCCUGCCUUCCUUACGAUAUCUCAGCCACAGUCACUCCUCACCCCCACUCCCUUCAGCAAUUUAAGUACUUCAGAGCUUCUGUCUUUUGCACCUUCCACCCACCUCUCUAUCAGAACACUUACCCAUUUCCACUGGCUGGCUGCCUCCCUCCUCCGCUGAGCUCAUUCAGCUUUGAGAUGGACAACAGGCUAACUGAUCUACCUUUCUAUGCCCCACUGCACUUUGGCCUCCUGUAAGGCUGAGCCAUGUCUUACACAUCUUUGUAUUCUACUACCUAGUAUCACUUAUAGCAUAAGAGGUGCUUCCUAAGUGUGUAUUAAACAAAUGAAUGGAUAAACAAAAGAUAGCAAAUAACUGUAGAAAAGUAUCCCGAGAGUCUAAUCAGAGGCCAACAAAUCCUAGGUGGAAUUAAUAAUACAAUGGCACUUCAUUGAUAAAACUGAGUCACCUCGUUAAAGCAUCAUUAAAAACAAAAAACAAACAAACAAACAAACAAAAACCGUAGGCAGAAGACAACAAGAAUGCAAGCAGGCUGAGAUGGAUUGUGUUGUUUAGAAUUAGGAAGGGAAUGUGCAGUCAGCUCUUUUGCUUUCAGACUUCUCUGUAUUGUUUGUUAAACUGGCAUCCCCAGCUCCGCAUACCGGUGGAAGACCACCACGCUGCAGCCCAGCCUGUGGCUCCUAACUGGCCCAGAUCUGACACUCCCAGGAGUGGCCCUUGCGCCAUGGGCGUCCCCGGGUUUUGGAAGGCUCCUAAUAGCUCCCCAACAGCCCAGGCUGUUCGCCAGCGAUGCGUCUGCUCCGGUCCGAGGCACUUCUGCCGUCCCGGGCAGCGAGGACGCUCCGAAGAGAGGUCGUCGGGUUCUCAAGAUUUUCUCUCUAAAGAUCUAAUAGAUAUCCUUCCGUUACUUCUGUUUCUGACUUGAUUAAAGAGGAGAAAAAGGACAACAAGAAGGAUAAUAGUAGCGGACGGCGCAUCUGGUUUUACUUUUUUCAAUUCCGUCAAAGUUUGUGUUUGUGUUUUGUUGUUGUUCUUCAUUUGACAGCGAUCCCGUGAACUCCUCCUUGGGGAAAUGGCGCAUCCAAAGCCCGCCAAGCCCAGGCUGAGAGCUCUAGGACUUAUUAUUGUAAUAUUUUAAACAAAACCUCGACAGACAGAAACUCAAAGAAAGCCGUGCGCUCCUUAAGUCAAAGGCAUCUGUUCUGAUGGCUGCGCUCGGUUUGCUGUUUGUAACCAGCGUUAAGAGCAGGAUUUUUAAACAUGAAAAUGGAUAAAAGAAAAGAAAAACUAAGUCCCGGGGUCCGCCGACUCCUAUUCAUUAUCUCCAACAGCAUAUGGGACCAUUCUCCCACUAGUCCUCGCCCUUUCUUCCGCAAAAGGAAAGGCAACCAAGCCUGUCCCGCUUCAUAGCAAACCCACUCUUUGUGCCUGAGCGGUGCCUCGGCCACCGCUACUACUUCCUCCUCCUCCCGCCCCCUUCUCCUCCCGCCCGCCGCCGACUUUCGCUCAGGGAGGCAGGCAGCAGGCGCCCUUUGCGCCGGGAAGCCAGUGCCGCGAUUGGGCGACGGUCCCUGAACCUCCAGUUCCGCGUCGGUUUCAAGGCUCCUCCCUCCUGGUGAAAGACAGACUGCGGGGCGCCUGGAAACCGGUCCGAGGGCGCGCGCGACAGAGGAGAGCGAACGAGUUGAGGGAUUGACACAAAUGGUCAGGCGGCGGCGGCGGAGAAGGAGGCGGAGGCGCAGGGGGGAGUCGAGGCCGCUGGGCUGCGGAGAGUUGUACGCUCUACGGCGCCGCGGCCACUAGCGCUGCGCCGCCAGCCGGGAACCAGCGAGCCAAGGGCCAGGAAGGCAGGACGCGACCCCGGCGCGCCGGAGCCACCUGGGCUCUCCCCGCCGCCCACGCUUCAUGAAUCGCAAGUUUCCGCGGCGGCGGCGGCUGCGGGACGCGGAGCGGGAGCCGGGGGAGCGGGCUGAGCGCGGCUCGGGCUCGACGGAGGGCACCGGCGCGGAGGAGAUCUCCCCGGCCGCAGGGGGAGCCGCCGCCGGCUGCGCCACUGCCAGCCGCAGCCGGGCGGCGCCAAGAAAGGAGCCGAGAAAGUAUGGCUGAAGAGGAGGCGCCUAAGAAGUCCCGGGCCGCCGGCGGCCGCGCGAGCUGGGAACUUUAUGCCGGGGCGCUCCCGGCUGGACGGGUGGCGGAGGGGAGCGGGGACGCGGACAGCCGCCGCCGCCGACGCCCCCCAGCUGAUUCUGGACGCUUGGCGCGCCGGCUCCUGCUACUGCUUUGGCUCCUGGAGGCUCCGCUGCUGCUGGGGGUCCAGGGACAGGCGGUGGGCCAGGGGCCGGGUCCGGGGCAGCAGCCCCCGCCGCCGCCGCCGCCUCAGCAGCAGCAGAGCGGGCAACAGUACAACGGCGAGAGAGGCAUCUCCAUCCCGGACCACGGCUACUGCCAGCCCAUCUCCAUCCCGCUGUGCACGGACAUUGCGUACAACCAGACCAUCAUGCCCAACCUUUUGGGCCACACGAACCAAGAGGAUGCGGGCCUCGAGGUGCACCAGUUCUACCCCUUGGUGAAGGUGCAGUGCUCGGCGGAACUCAAAUUCUUCCUGUGCUCCAUGUACGCGCCCGUGUGCACCGUGCUAGAGCAGGCUCUGCCGCCCUGCCGCUCCCUGUGUGAGCGCGCGCGCCAGGGCUGCGAGGCGCUCAUGAACAAGUUCGGCUUCCAGUGGCCUGACACGCUCAAGUGCGAAAAGUUCCCGGUGCACGGCGCCGGCGAGCUGUGCGUGGGCCAGAACACGUCGGACAAGGGCACCCCGACGCCCUCGUUGCUGCCGGAGUUCUGGACCAGCAACCCUCAGCACGGCGUGGGGGGGCACCGUGGCGGAGGCUUUCCGGGGGGUGCCGGCGCGUCGGAGCGAGGCAAGUUCUCGUGCCCGCGCGCCCUCAAGGUGCCCUCCUACCUCAACUACCACUUCCUGGGCGAGAAAGACUGCGGUGCGCCCUGUGAGCCGACCAAGGUGUACGGGCUCAUGUACUUUGGGCCCGAAGAGCUGCGCUUCUCGCGCACCUGGAUCGGCAUCUGGUCAGUGCUGUGCUGCGCCUCCACGCUCUUCACGGUGCUCACGUACCUGGUGGACAUGCGGCGCUUCAGCUAUCCGGAGCGGCCCAUUAUCUUCCUGUCGGGCUGCUACACGGCAGUGGCCGUGGCCUACAUCGCCGGCUUCCUGCUGGAGGACCGAGUGGUGUGUAACGACAAGUUCUCCGAGGAUGGGGCGCGCACAGUGGCGCAGGGCACCAAGAAGGAGGGCUGCACCAUCCUUUUCAUGAUGCUCUACUUCUUUAGCAUGGCCAGCUCCAUCUGGUGGGUGAUUCUGUCGCUCACCUGGUUCCUGGCAGCGGGCAUGAAGUGGGGUCACGAAGCCAUCGAGGCUAACUCGCAGUAUUUUCACCUGGCCGCCUGGGCUGUGCCGGCCAUCAAGACCAUCACCAUCCUGGCGCUGGGCCAGGUGGAUGGCGACGUGCUGAGCGGGGUGUGCUUCGUGGGGCUCAACAAUGUGGACGCGCUGCGCGGCUUCGUGCUGGCGCCACUCUUCGUGUACCUGUUCAUCGGCACGUCUUUCCUGCUGGCCGGCUUCGUGUCCCUCUUCCGCAUUCGCACCAUCAUGAAGCACGACGGCACCAAGACCGAGAAGCUGGAGAAGCUCAUGGUGCGCAUCGGCGUUUUCAGCGUGCUUUACACGGUGCCAGCCACUAUCGUCAUCGCCUGCUACUUCUACGAGCAGGCCUUCCGGGACCAGUGGGAGCGCAGCUGGGUGGCCCAGAGCUGCAAGAGCUAUGCCAUCCCCUGCCCCCACCUCCAGGCGGGUGGAGGCGCCCCGCCGCACCCGCCCAUGAGCCCAGACUUCACAGUCUUCAUGAUCAAGUACCUUAUGACGCUGAUCGUGGGCAUCACGUCAGGCUUCUGGAUCUGGUCCGGCAAGACCCUCAACUCCUGGAGGAAGUUCUAUACCAGGCUCACCAACAGCAAACAGGGAGAGACCACCGUCUGACACCCAGGGGCUCAGCCCAUUCCCAGCCGUCGGCUUCGUCCCAGCCAUCCCCAUAAAGCCGGCCCUGUGGAAGCCUUGCCAAACCUGGCUACUUGAGGCUUCCUCACUAGCCGUUCACUUUUCGCAGGCUCCUUUUUAACAGCACAGCUCCUGCAAAAGCUUCCGUCCCUGGGGGCAAACGGACUGGAGGGCCCGACUACAGCAGGGGGGAUAGACAGACCUCUCUCGUUCUCACACUCUGGUACCAGGACUGUACGCUUUUAUGAUUGUAAAUAGCCUGUGUAAGAUUUUUGUAAGUAUAUUUGUAUUUAAAUGACCGAUCACGCGUUUUUCUUUUUCUUUCUCUCCCCCCCCAUUUUUUUUGGUUUUGUUUAAAUUUUAAUUAUUUAGGGCCGUUUAACCAUUUGAAGCUUUUCCUUCUUUCCCUUUUCGAAGCACUGCAGAGGUAAAACGGGAGCUCGCGGUGCUCUCGCUUGUUCUGGCGCGCCCCUCCCUGCGGCAGUCCGGGUGCGUCUGGGACUGAGGGGCCCGGGUCACUUCCCGCCUCCUCUUUCUACUCCCCCCUUUCCCUUCAGUGCUUGGGGUCAGGUCUCUUUAGAUACAGAACUCCACGGAGCUUCCAAAUCGCGGGGGGGAGGGGGGCGGGCGGAGGCCUCUGCCCAUCCCAGGUGUUUCCUUGUGGGGGGAGGGGGGCAGAUUAUGAAGGCCUUGUCCCUUUGACUAUCCGAAACUGAAUUUUUCACCGUCCAGAACCCCGUGGCUUCGAGGAGGCCCCCUGGACAUGGGCUGUGGCAGUCCCGGCCUUCCUCCGCACUGGCCUCCCGACUCCCAGGCACUCCCUCCUUCCACCUAAGUUGGUUAGAGGGUGAGUGGGAUAACCAUUGCCAAACUUUUUCAUGUCUAAUUUUUGGGGGAUGAGCUCAUUUCAUUCUCUAGUGUCUAAAACCUGGUAUGGGUUUGGCCCACGUCAUGGAAAGAUGUGGUUGCCGAGAUUUGGGAAGAGGCACGAAGCUUUGUGUGGGUUGGGAGAGACUGAAGAUGGGGGUUGUAAAGUGUUAAUUCUAAUUGCAUACUGAUGCCUGGCAAACUGCCUCUAGGACUGAGAGCCCGCAUUUCGGUUUUACCUUCCUGUAAAAUGGAAACAUUCGGUCACCUGGAAAGCUUUGUUAAGGAGUUGAUCUCUGCUUUCCUUAAGAGGACAGCAGGACCUAAGCUGAAUAGGAAAACUUGAAGGAGAUUUCGGUGUAAUGGACUUCCUCCAAAUGAAGUGCUCCUUUCUUUUAACCAAAUAAUAAUUAGACGUAUAUGAGAAACUUUACAAUGUAAAAGUUGUAUACUUUUCAACAUGUUAUGAUGAUGAUUAUUCAGCAACACAUUUUGAGGGAGGAACAAUCCACGUCACUAAAAAUAACCUUGUAAGAUGCCAGGAGGUAAAGAAGGUGGAAUAAUUGAUGGGGUUAGCUCCUGAAACAAACAAAAUAUGGGCAUGCAUGGUAAAGGGAAAGUGUGUGCAGUUCUCCUGCAUUGAAUCCUGUGUGCUCCUUUUUGGAUUUACAGAAAUGUGUCAAAUGUAAAUCUUUCAAAGCCAUUUAAAAAUAUUCACUUUAGUUCUCUGUGAAAGAGAGGAGGAAAGCAGUCCUUCUGAUUGUAUUGUUUUAAAUUUUAAGAGUUUAUCAAAAUGCCGGUACUUAGGACCUAAAUUUAUCUAUGUCUGUCAUACCCUAAAAUGACAAUGGUCUUUGGAUUUGGUAUGCAUUCUGUUCACUCUCACAAAAUCAUCUAUAUUUAUAGAGGAAUAGAAGUUUAUAUAUAUAUAUAAAAUACCAUAUUUUUAAUUUCACAAAUAAAGUUUUGUACAAAAUUAUAUGGUUUUUGUGCCUGAAAAAUAGAGCUGGAACUGUCUGAACUAUCUUUGCAUUUUAUAGUGUCUCAUAGCCAACCCCAGAGUAUAUAAAUUCAGGAAUUCAAUGAAAAAGUCUGUCCUUACGCAUUCACACCAGUGCUCGCUUCGGCAGCACAUAUACUUACUUACACAUUCACACCAGCCCUUAAAGAAGUGUCCUACUUGCAGUGUUGCGACUGACAUUGCCAAGUUCCUAGGCAACAUCUGCUUUCAUGACAGUAGCGAUAUAAAAUAGAAGUUUCCAAAUUAUUUCUUUACUCAAAGAGGAUAAUUAAAAAGAGAACUCUAAUUUUAAUAUUAAAGCUUUUCUUUUUUCCUUUCAAGGGGUAAAUUUACAUGACUUUUUAUAAUAUGGAGGUUUAUUUAAAUCAUCAGGCACCACCUUGGUCACGAUUUUUUUGAGGUACUGUCUUUUUUAUAAUCUUGGAUAUUCCAAAACCAUAAGUGGGUAAUAAAUGGUUAACGGACUGUGUGUUUAUUAGCAUUUUAAACAGUAGUUGGGCGUAUAAGGUUGUUUUUGUUGUUUGCUUCAGAAGAACCCAUUUUUAUAUUGUUCGAGGAACCUUUUCCAGAGAAAUUAUCUAGUUGGUCUACUCUUAGUCAGAAUUUAUAUAUAUAUAUAUAUAGUGUGUAUAUGUGUGUAUAUACUUAUGUAUAUAUGGAUCUAUAUCUAUAGAUCCAUAUAUACAUAAAUAUAUAUACACAAUUUUUAUAAAAUAGAGGUACAAAGUUUACUUACAUAUUUUACAAUAUGGAAAUAAGGUUAUGAGAAAUGGAAAAUGCCAGAUGGAAAACCUCAAAUACCUUUGGAAAACAAGUCUCUUAUUCCUUUACAGACUAAAAAUAUUUAUAUUAAAUUUUCCCAUGAAAAUAUUUUGUGAUAAAAUGACAAGGAACUAAAAUGAAGACCAUUGAUAAAAUCGAGUUACUUUCGUGGUUAUAACACAAUUGUCUUUUAAGUCAUUAUUAUUUUAAGACAAAUGAAAAAAUUAAAUCUAAUUGAAAAUACAGCAUUCAACUUUAAGUAGCAAGAUGCAAUUUUAUGGUCUUUUUUUCUUUGUUUCAAUCUACCAUAGUAGAUAUCUGAGAAGGUUUUAUUGUGUAGACGUUUUAAAAAAAACAAUUCUUAGGCCAAAUUAAAACAUGUCUCCUCUUUAGGUAUUUCAAUCAGAUAAUUUCUGGGGAAAAAAUUUAAGAUUAUUAAUCUCAAUCCAAGAAAUAAAUAUAAGGCAUUCUUAUUGUGGGUGUCCUUAUAAUGAUGUAACUAAAUUUGAUGCAGAAAGGUUUUAUAAUGCUGGAUUUAAAUAGCCUUAAGAGACAUUUUUAGGUGACCAUCAGGCUUUGUUUUUAGGAAACAACUUAUUUAAAAUUGUAUAGCAUAUAGAAAGCCAGUGUAUUCUUUUGUUUCUUUCCAUACUAGUGGCAAAACAAGACUUCCCUGGAAAACCAUAAAGGUACCCGGAAUAUGGUCCCAUUAGCAUGCUGUUUCCAUGACAAACCCUAUUUUCAGAUGGUCUGAUUUGCCUAUUUUUUUUUAAACCGGCUAUCAGUUGGAGUCAAUUUUCCCCCUCAUGGUGUGCUUGAUUCAGCUUUUAUAGUAAAUGUAUACAGAGUAUGAAAGCCUUCUGAUGCUCUUUAAAAAAAAAAAAAAAAAGGCCAUUUUUUUUUUUACUUAAACUUUGUGGGAGCAGAAAGUCUUAUUUUUAAUCUCAGAGCCAGCCAGUGUCAAACAUUUGCAAAACAGCUGGACCAGAUUUUUCGGUGUGUCUGGGGUAGUCACUUGUCAGCCUAGGUUUACAGUCCUGGUGCUUUCGUCUCCAAGCAAUGAAGGCUCCUGCUGUAGUUACAUCAUUCCUAAAGUCCAGCAUUUAACUAGGACAAGAGACCACAGUGAAGAGUUGGUGGCCAAUUAAGAAAAAAACUGCCAAAACCACAAACCAUUUCAGGACUUGGGUGGCUCCAGAUCACUUUCACUGAUACCAUGUUUUAAUCUUUAAAAAAAAUUUUUUUUGGAAGAUGCCAUAUUUUCAGGGUGUGUGUGUUUGUGUUCAACUCCAGCUACUCUUACCUUCAUUGCUUUCUAAUCUGUCAAUUGGCUAUAGGCCACAAUUUAUGUAAUGUACAUGCAAUUAAUUGAAACCAGUGGUAUCACACUGGGUAUCUCUGAUACAUUUCUGAUUAUAACACUCUGUGUAACUGGCGCUUGAGAGCUAAGAAUCAAAAUGUGGUCAUUACAUAUGUCUUGAGGUGGACGCUAGUGAUAUUGUUAUUGAAUAUUUCACAGAAUAUAGUAAUUUCAAAGUCUUGCAGGAUUAAUCUGUAGAAGCCGAAAUAAGAUGCGGAGUACAUAGAAGAAUUCUCCAGUUAUAUUACUAAAAAGGAAUUGCAAUACUACCUUAAAUUUGAGGCUUUUAUUUUAAGGCCCUGACAUUUGAAAUGAGGUCUUACAAGAUAUGUGCCAAAAAAGGUGAAGUUUUUUUUUUUUUUUUUUUUUUUGGUGACUCCUAAGACUUAUACCUCUAUUUUGAAAUGUUGGCAUAUGCUAAUAGCCCUUAGAAUUUGAAAAACAGUAGUUGAGCUUCAGUCAUGACUCAAUUUCCUUAAACUUGUUGGGCUUAAAUAUUUCUGUUCACUUUGGUCAUAGCUUUUGACAAUGGAUUUAUUAAGCCAUAACAAUUAUAGUAACAAAAUAGCUUAUUUGGAACCUAGUGACUAAAAGACAGGUUAAGCUCUAGACCAAUUUUCUUAAGUAGUAUCAUGAUGUAUGGUGACAGCUGUCUCUACCCCAUUACAGAACCAAGUUCCUGUCUAAGACUCUCCUGUUGGAUAUUUUUGUUUAUGAGUUGGUUUGAGACGCAAGUAACAGGUCAAAUAAGAGGAUUUCUCACAGAAAUCUUUCUCAUGUAGUGAAUUGGCUCAAGUACAAUCUAUAGGCACAUCCCACAAUAAACAUACAAUGAACAGUCUGAGGGUUAUCAGUCUUGUAGGUCAAGCAGAUUCUUAAAUGGCUUGAAGAAAAGAUAUUUUUCGGUGAGAUCUCUCUAAACAAAUCCUUUUAUUUUAAGAUGGUGAUAUUCUAAAGAGGUCUAUUUUUGAGUGAUAAUUCAAAUAACACUGCAUUUCCUAAAGGAAUCAUCAAUAAACUAGUUGAAUGGCAUAUUUGUAUAACUAAUAAUUUUAAAAAUCAAGUAUUGGAAUAGCACUAAUUUUGCACAUUUUA